Messenger RNA from Monodelphis domestica (gray short-tailed opossum), 4283 nucleotides. The record is from RefSeq and is a predicted model, not a curated record. NCBI's taxonomy places the organism in Eukaryota, Metazoa, Chordata, Mammalia, Didelphimorphia, Didelphidae.
UUUAUCCUUUCGCUGCUGCAGCCAAGAUUUGUCUCCUCCUCUUUGUGGAGUCAGACAGCUUUCCCCUUCACCUUGGUCUCCUUAGUGUAAAGCCCUAGGAGGCCACGGCCUCUCCGUAUUCCCUUGAAUCCAUAUCAGGAUGCGCUCCGAAGGAUCACCCAUGCGGGAGCAGUUCCUUAAAAUGGACCACCAGUCCCCCAUCCCUAGGUAGGUGCAAGCCUCUCUCGAACCUCGCUCUCUCGCUCGCUCGAGCCUUUGAACCUCAUCCUUUCCUUCCUUGUCCACCUCCCCCCCCCCAACCUAAGCGAGAAAGAAAACUCCGGGCCGAUUCUCGCCACAGGAGCUGGUUUCUAAGAGAUGGAAGAAAAGAAAAAGAAAGUCACAGGUGACUUGUUCCAAUUAGUAAACGUCUAAUUAAAUUAGUGUCAGAUUAAAGCAGCCAAUAGGGCCGGCCUUUAUCAGGGAGAGGGGGCGGGGGGGAGAGAUGCCGGAAAGCGAAGCCCCUCCCCAGGCUCGCCUAUAUAAAGUUGUUGGUGGCGGCCGGCCGGCUUGCUUCUAGUUGGCUCUCGAGCCAACUUUCGCAGGAAGAUAGCAGUGAGGGAGGAGAGCAGGGGCGGCGGGCAGGUGGGGGGAGCAAACUGGGCGCUUCCUCGGGGACUCGAGGUUGUCGCUGCCCGUGGCCAGCCUUCUUUAGGAUAGGGCCGAGGAGGGAAAGGGCUUCCGCAGUUGGCACUCGCUGCUUCGAUUAUUUCCUGAGGAAAAGGUGCGGGGUGAAGCCUGCGACCGGAGGCUAGUAGGUCUAAGGGGCAGGAGGUAGGAAGGGGGGAGCUGCCAGUCCUCUCGGAAGAGGGCGCUGCCUUCUCUCCUGUCUCGGCAAGGCUCCUGGAGGCUGAGAGAAAAGCCCAAGCGUCGAGUGGCCUUCAGCGUCUGGGCAGAGAAUGCAGUUGGGAGAGCCGCUCUUGGCGAGCGCUGUCCACUUGCCCAGCGCUCACUUUUACCCUCUGGAGAGCGCGAGUGCAAGCGCAAGCGGAGGCAGUAGUGGUGGUGGCGGCGGCGGCUCCCAUCACGGGUCCGGCUCCCCAGCACAGAGGCUGGACUUGGACAAAGGGCAGAAAAAGUUCCGGACCGGGCUCGCGUGCGAAGCUGCGCGGGAGCCCGCCUCGUCCAGCGGCGGGGCCGCCCCCCCGGGCAUGCUGAGCGACGCCGAGGACACUUUUUCCAGCGGCGCCUCAGUGGCCAAGCCGGGCGUCCCGGACGGCCGCAAAGGCUCUCCGUGCGGCGACGAAGAGCUGCCUUCAGCCGCGGCAGCAGCGGCGGCAGCAGCGGCAGCGGCAGCAGCGGCAGCGGCAGCCGCUGCACGCUAUCCCAUGGACAGCCUGAGCCCGGACCGCUACUACCUGCAGUCGCCCGGGCCGCCGCAGGGCGCCGAGCUGGCCGCGCCCUGCUCCCUCUUCCCCUACCCGGCGGCGGCGGCGGCAGCCGCGGCGGCCCAGCACGGCUCCGUGUACCCGGCCCCCAACGGCGCGCGGUACCCCUACGGCUCCAUGCUGCCCCCCGGAGGCUUCUCGGCCGCAGUGUGUUCUCCCGGCAGGGCGCAGUUCGGCCCUGGCGGCCCGGGCGGUCCCGGUAGCGGCCCCGGCGGCGGUGGCGGGCCUGGCGGCUAUCAAUACGCACAGAGUGGUCCUGGUGCUCUCUAUGGCCCCUAUCCGGGGGCUGCCACGGCGUCGGGCUCCUGCGGCGGCCUGGGCGGUCUUGGAGUGCCUGCCACCGGGCUGCGUGCCCAGGUCUACCUCUGUAAUCGUCCCCUGUGGCUCAAGUUUCACCGGCAUCAGACGGAAAUGAUUAUUACUAAGCAGGGCAGGAGGAUGUUUCCUUUCCUAAGCUUCAACAUUAAUGGACUUAACCCAACAGCCCACUACAACGUGUUUGUGGAGGUGGUGCUGGCUGACCCCAACCACUGGCGAUUUCAGGGGGGCAAAUGGGUGACGUGUGGCAAAGCUGACAACAACAUGCAGGGCAACAAAAUGUAUGUUCACCCGGAGUCUCCCAACACUGGCUCUCACUGGAUGAGGCAGGAAAUCUCCUUCGGGAAACUGAAACUUACCAAUAACAAAGGCGCUAACAACAACAAUACCCAGAUGAUCGUCCUGCAGUCUCUUCACAAAUAUCAGCCCCGGCUUCACAUUGUUGAAGUGACAGAGGACGGUGUGGAAGACCUUAAUGAUUCCUCCAAGACUCAGACAUUCACUUUCUCUGAAACCCAGUUCAUUGCUGUGACAGCUUACCAGAACACUGAUAUCACUCAGCUGAAGAUUGACCAUAAUCCAUUUGCAAAAGGUUUCAGGGACAACUACGACUCCAUGUACACCGCUUCCGAAAAUGACAGGUUAACUCCAUCUCCCACGGAUUCUCCUAGAUCCCAUCAGAUUGUACCGGGAGGCCGCUACGGGGUUCAGUCCUUCUUUCCGGAGCCUUUCGUCAACACUUUACCUCAAGCAAGAUAUUAUAACAGCGAGAGAACCGUCCCACAGACCAAUGGCCUCCUUUCCCCCCAGCAAAGUGAAGAGGUGUCCAACCCUCCCCAGAGGUGGCUCGUGACUCCCGUGCAGCAACCUGGAGGCAACAAACUGGAUAUAAGUUCCUAUGAGUCAGAGUACUCUUCUAGCACCUUGCUGCCCUAUAGCAUUAAAUCCCUGCCCCUCCAGACGUCCCAUGCCCUGGGCUAUUACCCUGACCCUUCCUUCCCUGCAAUGGCAGGGUGGGGGGGCCGAGGCUCUUACCAGAGAAAGAUGGCAGCUGGGUUGCCAUGGACAUCCAGGACCAGCCCUCCUGGUUUCUCUGAAGAUCAGCUCUCCAAAGAGAAAGUCAAAGAAGAAAUUAGCUCUUCCUGGAUAGAGACCCCUCCUUCCAUAAAGUCUCUUGAUUCCAAUGAUUCUGGGGUGUAUACUAGUGCUUGCAAGAGAAGGAGGCUCUCUCCCAGUACCUCCAGCAACGAAAACUCCCCAUCCAUAAAGUGUGAGGACCUAAAUGGAGAAGAUUAUAGCAAAGACACUUCCAAAGGCAUGGGCUACUAUGCCUUCUACACGAGUCCGUAAAAGGAAGCCGUCUCUUCCUUCCUCCUGUAAAAUUGGCCAGUUUUUCAAGGUGGACUUGGUGCGUGUGCUUGGGGUUCGGUUUGGUUGGUUUUCGUUUUGUUUUGUUCCUGUCUAGGUUGCCAAAAAGACUUGCCUCCCACCUAGAAGCAUACUGUGUGGUGCAAUUCUUUAUAGAAGGUGCCAAAGCUUUUUGAUUGCUGCAGGUAAUGGGAACCAACCUAGUAUCUCGUUUGUUUUUGCUUUGGUUUUUGUGUGUGUGUGAUCAGCUAAUGGCUUCUACAACUCUGACAUUAUAAGGAUACUCGAGGUUCUGGGUUUAACCACGUGGCAUAUUUAUUGGAGACACUAAACCUUCAGGGAGGUAUCCGAGGGGCCUCUGAGGAUGGGAUUUGGGGAUCGAUGCUGGCAACCAAGCUGCAGCCAGCCCUCAUUUCGAGUUCAAAGUCUCUAAGUAAAGAAGAGCAGAGAGUGUGUGGCAAAGGCUUUCUAAUUUUGGAAGAGCCAGAGGUGGGCCUCAUGACUCAACUGAGGUCUUUGGCAAUGCAGAGCUGUUAAUAUGCUUUUCCUGAGGAUGGUGAGAGCCAGUGCCCAGGAGAGGGACAGGCCUUUCCUCUCUCUUUUUCAGGCUUCCAGAGCUGGCCAGGUUUGCCUCAGCACAUGACUGCUGCACUUAAGAAAAGCUAAACCUGUUCUGUGGUUGGCAUUAAAAGAGCCCUGUGGGAGGGGAGGAGGUCACCAAAAAUAGAAUUAAAAGUGUACAGUUGUGUGUGUUUAGGUACACUGUAGAAUACUGUGGAAUAUCUUCUUGUACAAAUAGUCUACAUAGGAGUCCUGCUAAGAUCAUGUAAAGUUGGUGCUUUGGCCUUGAAAGGGAUUUUCAGAAUACAAGAGGCCGGAUUUUGGGAGGAGAUUGGGGUUGGAUGGCCUUCCCCCUUUUCAGUACUUGGGGAAAGAAUCAACCUGGUUACUUUGUAGGUAGGAAAGAGUGUAUUUUUCAGCUCCCCUGUACUAACUUAAAAAUGUGUUUUAAAAUAACAAUCAAACUUCCAUUUCACCUAUUUUUCCCCCUUCUUGGUGAUGCUGUGGAUUUCAAAGCCAGUGCACCAGCUCAUGAAGGCUUUUUAGAGAUCUUGGUUUUUGUAUGUACAGUCAUGGUCAUUUUUAAUAAAUGUGGUGCAUUAGGGGGAA